UGCGUCACUGACGCGUGGGACGCGCGCAGAGCGCUUCGCGGGCCACUUGCGUUGUAGCCAUGAGUCUCGGCUGGCUCACGGAAAGCUCGCUGAUCCCGAAGGAGUCCAAGCCGAUCGGCGGCGUCAGCACAGUCUCCCUGCUUAAUCUUCAGGCGGUGGUUUACGACCGCGAGCAGCGUGGGAACGUGCCCUCCGCAAAGAGGCGUAAAGCGGCUGCCGAAGCGAAGGCCAAGAACGAUGGAGUUGACAUGCGCAACGCUCGCGACCAGCGAGAAGCUGAAGACAAGUCUGACUUGGUGCGCGCACGGCUCGAAGAGAAGGCGAGAAGGUACGAGGCCAUGGCCGCCGGCGGGGCAUCCGCUGAGAAGGAGGAGCCUUUGAUCGACUUCGACAGGAAGCGCGCGGAGGGCCUUCUACCUCCUGCUGCUCCCCAGGUUGACGAAACUGCCCCGGAGGAGGCUUUCGCGCCGUGGUCGGUUGAGGUGCCUCCGCCACCGGCGCUGGCAACGGGUACUGUGAUGCCCGUCCCGAUGCAGCCCUUUGAGCGGCCGCGCAGCUCUGCAGAGGACCUGGACCUGCGAGAUCGCCUCACGGCGGAGACGGAUUUGGCGCGGGGCACGCUGGGGCAGCAGAAGCGCGCAGCCCGGGAGGCGGUGCGCGGGCGUUUGGCAAAGCUGCGGGCGGCCAAGUCGAUGAGCGAGGCCUCAGCCUCGGAGGCCUAGGUGCCGAAGGCUUGUGAGCUGUUUCACUCUUGCGGACAGUGGCGCGCUCUAGUGCCGACUUGGAUUUGCAAUCCACUUGGUUGGUAGGUUGCGAACCAAUGAGUGGGACA
Messenger RNA from Effrenium voratum, 832 nucleotides. The record is from the annotation of a GenBank genome assembly. NCBI's taxonomy places the organism in Eukaryota, Dinophyceae, Suessiales, Symbiodiniaceae.